Messenger RNA from Durio zibethinus, 2163 nucleotides. RefSeq lists its product as uncharacterized. Lineage: Eukaryota; Viridiplantae; Streptophyta; Magnoliopsida; Malvales; Malvaceae. The record is from RefSeq and is a predicted model, not a curated record.
AACGAAAACAAAAAUAAAAAUAAAAAGAGAGCUCAUAAUAAUUCCGAUGAGUGCAAAUUCACAGUAUAAAACAAACUCCAAACCAACCAACCAAACCUUCUGAUCAGAGCGUCCUUUCUCUUACCCCAAUCUUACGUAAGCCCACAUUAAUAAUUCAUUUCCAAAAAAAAAAAAAGCUUUGAAUUGGGUCUCUCCUUCUUCAAUUAUCAACAUCAUUAACACUUUUGAAAAAAGAAAAACCCACCAAUCACCACAAAACUCUUAUAUUCUCUCAAAAGCUUUUGAAGAAGAAGGGAUAGAAAAGAAGGUGUUGAAAUGGGAUCGAGUAGCAGUCGACCGGGGACGAACCCAUCAUGGGGGAGAUUCAAUCGCCGGCCUAAACUGUGUUCCGGACUCUCUUCUCUCUUUCUCUGCGGUAGCUCUUCUUCUCAUGCUUCUUUUGAGAUGGAAGAUUAUCAAGAUGAAAUUCUGGUGAAGUCUGCAGAACACUGUGAACCAGUUACCAACAUGGUCCAAACCCCCCAGGAGGAAUCUACUUCCGUCUGCAGUAUGGAAACAAGGUUCAGCACCACAGGUACUGAAACUGGAAUUUCAGCUGAAAGCAGAACUGCAGCCAGUGGGGAUCCAUCUACCGAAAGUGGUUCAAGAGAUGUAGAAACAAGUAAUUGUACGAGAUGCUUAACUGAAAGUUUGGAGUUAGUUGCUCCUCAGGUAAGCGCUGAUUAUAGUCAUGGUGAAUCUCAUAAGGAUGGUAGUACUUCAGCUAGCACUUCCUUUAAAGAACAACAAUCUUCAGACACUGUCUCAGUAAAUCUUUCGAAUAAUGAGAAUGCAGUCGGUGGCUUUGAGAAUGCAAACAAGGAUGCAUCUCAGAUCUGUCCUGAGCCAAGUAUUUUGUCUCCUCAAGGGCUUGAAGAUUCACAUUUGCAUGGGAUACCUGUUGAGAAUCAAUUGGGUGAACUAACAACGGUCCAAAACUCUAGUUCUGAUUCUGCUUCUCAUGCCUCUGAACCAGUGACUUUUCAAUCACUAGGAGCUGAAUCCAUUCGAGAGGCAAUGCCUUCGGGUUUAGGAUUUCUCGUAUCCAAUAGGGAACAGGGCUGGGGAGAUGGAAGUGUGCUUCAUGUUGACGUUGUGAGUAUCUCUUCCAAUAUUUUAUCUGGUGGCAGUGCUGGUACAAGUAAUCGUGAAGCCAGGAGGAAUAGUAGAAGAUUGUUUCGGGAUGCAUUUUCAAGACGCAGUUCUAGAAGAUUUAACGAUUCCCCGUCCAUUUUUCUCUCAACAGAUGAUAGUGAUGAUAUAGGAUUUCAUGAUAGAUGGCUCCUUGAUUUCAGUGAUGAUUUCUUGUAUGAUGGGGCUGGAGGUGAUUCUGGUUACCUCAGCAGUAGAAUUCACAGCUUGAAUGAACGAAGACGACACUCAAGAUCAGAGAUCUGGGAAAGGCUGCGUGGUGGUCAUGAUGAAAAUAGUCGGCAAACUACAUUUUGUCCAUCUGGACUCCACCCUGAUGGCACUUGCUCAUGUGAUUCUCUCUUGAUGACUGAUGAGUCUAGUGCUCGUGCAAGCAUAUCAAGAAUAGUUAUGCUUGCUGAGGCUCUAUUUGAGGUUUUGGAUGAAAUUCAUCGUCAACCAGUGUCACUUUCCCUAUCUAUGGUGUCACUUCCAGCCCCCGAAUCUGUAGUUGAUUCUUUCCCUCUCAAAAGUCACAAGAAAGUGGAUGCAGCUGAGGGUGGGGAUGCAGUUGAACAGUGUUAUAUAUGCCUGGCUGAAUAUGAGGAAGGGGACAAAAUAAGAGUUCUGCCUUGCCAGCAUGAGUUUCACAUGUCUUGCGUGGAUAAAUGGCUUAAAGAGAUACACGGGGUGUGCCCACUUUGCCGAGGUGAUGUUCGUCAGGGUGUGGAGUCCUCUAUCUCAAGCUCUGAGAUUCCCCCUCUUUGAUAAAACUGUACAUAUGUAAAGACUGCUAAAUAGUUGUAUUUCCCCCUCUUACACAAAUGUUAAAUGUUGUAUUUCCUGUAUAACAUGUAGCAUCUUUUCCUCAUGAUGAGGCUACGUUUAAUUAUUUUUACAUACAGCAAAAUGAGGAAAUGGGAUCUUUUUGGCCAUGCUUUUUACUCUGAUGGCUACAGCUCUAGUGUAAUUAACAUGGGAGGAUUAUUAGAU